This is a messenger RNA of Linum trigynum, 1038 nucleotides long. NCBI's taxonomy places the organism in Eukaryota, Viridiplantae, Streptophyta, Magnoliopsida, Malpighiales, Linaceae. The record is from the annotation of a GenBank genome assembly.
AUGGAUUGUAAAAUUCUUGCUUGGAAUUGCAGGGGAGCGGGUAGUAGGAAUUUCCUACCUGUCUUCAGAGAAUAUCGCAGAAAAUUCAGACCUCAUAUUGUGAUUAUUGUUGAGCCAAGGAUAAGUGGGGACCGAGCGCUUGAUGUUAUUCGGGACAUGGGAUACGAUAGUUCUCAUGUGGUCGAUGCUCAUGGGUUUUCGGGGGGCAUUUGGGUGCUCUGGAAUGCUUGCGACUUUGUAAUAACUAGGAUGAACUCUCACCCUCAAUGCCUCCAUGUGCAGGUGCAUGACCCGAUUUCUAAUGGCCAGAACUGGUGCCUGUCGGCGAUUUAUGGGAGCCCUGCAGAAGUUCAGCGAAGAGAUUUGUGGGAGGAAAUUCGGAGGAUCAAUGAGGACAUGGCGCUCCCAUGGAUGCUCGUAAGAGAUUUUAACGCCAUCAUCAGCCCAAGUGAGAAUCUCGGUGGUGCACCGUUUGACUCAUCAAGAAUUCGGGAUUUUCAGGAUGUGGUUCAGGACACUGGAUUGAACGAUUUGGGUUUCAAUGGCCCGGCCUAUACCUGGUUCAGAAUAGGGCUGAGAGAAAGACUCGAUAGAGGGAUGGCGAACAACGGUUGGCUGGAAGAAUUCCCUGAAACAACAGUCAGACAUGUGCCCAGAAUGAAAAAAUCCGAUCAUCGGCCGCUAUUCGUUUCAAUGCGAAAUGAGGCCUCGACAGGGGGGGCAAAGUCGUUCCGCUUCUUGGCGGCGUGGCUGACGCACGAAGGGUUCCGGGCGAUGGCGGAUGCUGCUUGGGCUAAGGGAAGCUCGUUCACGGAUUCAGCAGCAGCCUUUGCAUGGGACGCCACAAACUGGAAUAGGAGAGUGUUCGGCCAUAUUCUGAGGAAGAAGGAAGAUUUGCUCAGGAGGAUCGAAAGACUUGAGAACGCCGGGGGAGGUGAUGGAGCGAAUGAGCAACUAGCCCAAGUCCAAGAGGAGCUCGAAAUGAUUCUUUUCCAGGAAGAGCUCCUCUGGUAUCAGAAAUCUAGACUAGACUGGUGA